Messenger RNA from Misgurnus anguillicaudatus (oriental weatherfish), 759 nucleotides. RefSeq names its product dynein light chain Tctex-type 3 (gene dynlt3). Gene Ontology annotation, biological process: microtubule-based movement. Gene Ontology annotation, cellular component: cytoplasm; cytoplasmic dynein complex. Gene Ontology annotation, molecular function: dynein intermediate chain binding. The record is from RefSeq and is a predicted model, not a curated record. Lineage: Eukaryota; Metazoa; Chordata; Actinopteri; Cypriniformes; Cobitidae.
GGAGUCUUCCCGAUUGAGAAGCCGCCUCAGCAGUAUUGUUUCCUUUAGCUGUCAGUGACACAACAGCUACAAUCAUCUGCAUCCUUGAGUCGUGUGUAUAUUUUUAGCGUUUAAGCUUAAACGAUGGAGGAGUAUCAUUCUGGAGACGAAGUGUCUUUUAGUCCAGAUGAUGCAAGUAACGUAGUUAAAGAGUGUAUUGAAGGGAUCAUCGGAGGUGUGGACUACAGCCAGAAUAAAGUAAACCAGUGGACAGCCAGCAUAGUUGAACACUCACUCACUCAAUUAGUUAAACAAGGAAAACCAUUCAAGUAUAUUGUCAACUGUGCUGUGAUGCAGAAAAGUGGCGCAGGUCUUCACACAGCCAACUCUUGUUACUGGGACACUACCACUGAUGGAAGCUGUACGGUCAGGUGGGAGAACCGUACUAUGUACUGUGUUGUCAGUGUGUUUGCUGUGGCUACCCUAUGAGCCCAAGACUGGGACGUGCAUACACAGUCACAGGCGGGCCAAAUCACCAAAAGAUCACAUCCUGUAGUUUGUUUUGAAACCAUCUGCUGCAAGAGACUCAAACCAAUUCUGUUCUGUUUUUGCUUUAUUUAAUGCAAAGUUGAAAUUGUAUUACACGCGCUUGUCUACCAUGUAAACAUUUUACUUGUAGUUGCUUUUUUUGACUUGCAAUGGUCACUUUUGCUCUGUAUAGAAUUAAUUGCAAAUAUGUUGAUGGUUAAUUAUUAAAGUGUCUAAAUUGGAUUUAAUAAA